Ochotona princeps (American pika) is the source of this 2262-nucleotide messenger RNA. It is a transcript of the gene PLCXD2, whose product is annotated as phosphatidylinositol specific phospholipase C X domain containing 2. Lineage: Eukaryota; Metazoa; Chordata; Mammalia; Lagomorpha; Ochotonidae. The transcript is spliced from 5 exons. Gene Ontology annotation, biological process: lipid metabolic process. The coding region runs from base 458 to 1483 and encodes 341 amino acids. Gene Ontology annotation, molecular function: phosphoric diester hydrolase activity. The record is from RefSeq and is a predicted model, not a curated record.
CAAAGCAUCCUCGUCCUUGCCAUCCAAGCAGGGGACGCGGGACCUUUCUCAGCCUCUACAGGGCUCACAUUUCUGCUGCUUCCGUGGUUUACGGAAAAUGUAAUGCUCUCUGGGCAAUGGUCACGGUGGGGGAGGGAGGACGGCGUACGGGAAGACACAUUUGUGGUUGCGUUGAACACCUGAAUAUCGACUGCGUGGAACGCUGGAGGAAAACCUAUUUGAAGAUCGACCGGCCAAGUCCUCAAAGUUCCCACGUCUGCAGCCGCAGCAGCAGCUGCUGCUCGUGUCUUCACGCAGGCGGGCGUGACGGAGGGAGGAGACUGGGGAGCAGCCAGAAAGGCACCGUGGAAAGCCUGGCGUGACAAAGGUGGCCCUGAAAUAUCGACAGAAUCCGGGCAGUGAUGAUCACUGAGUGAGAGGCACGGGGCUGAGACUGACCGAGUCGUUGACCAGAGGGAUGCUGGCAGUUAGGAAGGCUCGGAGGAAACUCAGGAUGGGGACUAUCUGCUCCCCCAACUCCAGCGGGACAAAGACAGCUGUGGAGGUCUGCAAUGCCGACUGGAUGGCCUCACUCCCUGCUCAUCUCCACCAAGUCCCCCUUUCCCAUCUGGCGAUCCCAGGCUCCCAUGAUUCCUUCAGCUACUGGGUCGAUGAAAAGUCCCCAGUGGGGCCUGAUCAGACCCCAGCUAUCAAACGCCUGGCCAGGAUCUCAUUGGUGAAGAAGCUGAUGAAGAAAUGGUCCGUAACUCAGAACCUGACCUUCCGGGAGCAGCUGGAGGCUGGCAUCCGCUACUUCGACCUGCGCGUGUCUUCCAAGCCAGGCGACGCCCAGCAGGAGAUCUACUUCAUCCAUGGGCUGUUUGGCAUCAAGGUCUGGGAUGGGCUGAUGGAGAUUGACUCGUUCCUUUCGCAGCAUCCUCAGGAGAUUGUCUUCCUGGAUUUCAACCACUUCUAUGCCAUGGAAGAAGCCCAUCACAAAUGCCUGGUGAUCCGCAUUCAGGAGGCCUUUGGAAGCAAGUUGUGUCCAGCCUGUAAUGUGGAGAGUAUGACGUUGCAAUCCUUGUGGCAGAAGAAGCACCAGGUCCUUAUUUUCUACCACUGUCCCUUCUACAAGCAAUACCCCUUCCUGUGGCCCGGAAAGAAGAUCCCGGCACCUUGGGCCAACACCACGAGUGUGCGCAAACUCAUCCUCUUCUUAGAGACCACCCUGAGUGAGCGAGCCCCCCGCGGGGCCUUCCAUGUCUCCCAGGCAAUCCUCACACCCCGAGUGAAGACCAUCGCCAGGGGCCUGGUCGGAGGCCUCAAGAACACACUGGUUCACAGAAAUCUUCCUACCAUCCUGGACUGGGUGAAAACACAGAAGCCCGGAGCCAUGGGGGUCAACAUCAUCACAUCUGACUUUGUGGACCUGGUGGACUUCGCCACAACUGUCAUCGAGCUCAAUGACUUCCUGGAGGAGGACAGGGCUUUGGCUAAAUGCUGAUGGGAUUGCUCAGUCAACUUGACAUGGAAGUUGUUGAUCAUGGGUAGAGUUCGAAAGGGUUUCCUGGUAGGAAGGGCCCUGGGCAGAGACAGAGAAGUAAGAGGAGGAGGGCUUUUUGUUUUCCUUCCUGACAAGGCCAUUUGGAUAAAGCUACAUGGCUUUUAAUUGCUUUUUCUCCCCCAAAUGUGACUUUAACAAAAUUUAAGUCCAAGGGAAGAAAGCUUCUUUCACGAGAUCAAGGUCAGAACCUCCCCAGUGGCUUAUAAUGGUGAAUGGAAGAUGGAAAUAGGGUCCCCAAGUGCUGCUGGAGUAGGGAAGGUUCCCUAAUUGGCCCAGUUUCCCUAUUGUUUCUUUUUUUUCCCCCAAGGUAUUGUGCUUGAGCCAGUGUGAAGGAUAAGCCAUAAUGGCAUUCCAGGUCAGAAGAAUGACUCAUUGCAGGUGUGAACUGCCCUAUGGGUUGGGUUGGCUUUCAGGAGCCAGGAGGUCAAGCACCAACUCACUUUGGUAUUCAUGAAUGCCACCACUUCUUCCUGAGAAAGUAAGUUAGUUACCACCAAGGCGUUCCAGCCACACAAACUCUUCCUCUGUAGCUUGCAGUGCUGGCAACUGGUCACCUUAAUUCUUCAAAUCAUUGUUUAUACUGCUCUUGGUAUCAAAAAAAGAUUCUCUCAUUUUAAAACACUGAUUCCCUUCUACUUCUUUAGGCCCCCGCUUAAAAGUGAAAAGAACAAUGAGAGGAGAGCUUUGGAGAGCCGAGACCAUAAAGAGAUAGACAUGCA